Messenger RNA from Silurus meridionalis, 1219 nucleotides. RefSeq lists its product as uncharacterized. The coding region runs from base 254 to 820 and encodes 188 amino acids. The record is from RefSeq and is a predicted model, not a curated record. The transcript is spliced from 4 exons. NCBI's taxonomy places the organism in Eukaryota, Metazoa, Chordata, Actinopteri, Siluriformes, Siluridae.
GGUCCUUAUGCUCCAAAAAUGUACCCUACAAGUACGAGUUUGCAGAGAAAAUAUCUAUACGAUAUAGGUAUAAAUCGUGUCCCAGUCCAUGUGUCACCCUAGUGACCGUUCUGAGACUCAGCAGCGGCCUCAUCAGCAGCAGCAGCAGCAUCGCGGAUGUUUAAGGUAACCGCAGCAUCCCGACCAGCAAAUCUUCACAGGGUGCACAGUGUCGUGUUCCACUUUCCAGAUCAUAGAGUCUGAUCCGCCGACCAUGACUCUGCAUUCUCCAUUACUGGCAGCAUGCAGCCUGCUGGUGUUUUUGUCAUGUAUGGUCGGACUGACUGCUGCAUCAACGGGCUACCAUAAACCAAGCUUUCUGGAUUUUGACUCCUGGUGGUAUCACACACCCCGCGGCCCUCAGAUAUUCUCCUGCCUUAGUUACUUGGAAAGGAUUGUGCGUGUGGAUUGCGAGUUUCCAAAAAGCGACAAGAUCCCUGGGCCGUUUUGCGAGUUUAAACAGGAUGGACGCCUGAUGGGCACCACGAACCCCAACAACCCAGUGCACCUCAUCCCACCCAUAGAGACCAGACGUCGUUCAAAUGUGACACUGGUGCCACCAAACAUCUGCCGUCUCACCUGGAUGCCUAUGUCAGAUGACCGGGCAUACACUUACACCUGCAGGGUAUAUCAGGGAAGCACCUGGAAAGAGAAUAGCAUGUCCUUUAACCAAAGAAAUCUGCUGGUUUGCUCUGGUUUGAAUAUAGUAGCCCACACUGCACUUUGGAUUCUUUCCAUUACCAUCUCAGUUCCUGUCUCUCUGGGGCUUCUGUCAGCGUGAUCAGCACUGGUUUUUCAACAUACAAAUCAGCAGACAUUGUGGUGUCCUUGUAUGGUUCUAAUGAUAAUCAUAUUCAAAACAGACUAUGAAAAACUGAUUCAACAUUUUUAUUUAUAUCUUACUUGUGUAUCAUCAUCUCUGUAUUUUGCUUUACAUCAUAACCACCUACUAGAAAACUACUUUUUAUUUUAGAUCCACAACGACAUCAUUUUGUCUAUGAAAUAUUCUUAGUCUAAAAAGAACACAAAAAAAGGUCUCACCAACUGCUUACCUGAGACCAGAGAUGGCAAAAGUACACAUCCUUCACUCAAGUAGAAGUACAGAUACUUAUGUUUUAAAAGACUCUGUUAAAAGUUGAAGUACUGACUACACAUUUUCAAUCAAGUUAAAGAAGUUUGG